Messenger RNA from Mercenaria mercenaria, 2267 nucleotides. RefSeq lists its product as uncharacterized. The coding region runs from base 32 to 1186 and encodes 384 amino acids. NCBI's taxonomy places the organism in Eukaryota, Metazoa, Mollusca, Bivalvia, Venerida, Veneridae. The record is from RefSeq and is a predicted model, not a curated record. The transcript is spliced from 5 exons.
AGGUAUAAAACACCGCAGAGUUUCACAGGAAAUGGCGGCAGAAGUAAAACCGCAAGAAAUAUAUAUGGAGAAUGUUAAACUGAAGGAGGAUAAUGAAAGACUAAAACGCUUUAAGGAAAAAGUUGAACGACAGUUUGGUAUCGCUAUCGCCAAUGAUGAUCCAGAUGCCGAGGAGAAGGACAAUUUUCUACCGUCUUUCUUAUCCGAUAAAGACACCAGAGGUGUUGUAGAUAGAGGUUCUACGUGCAAUAAAGUAUGCACAACAUUUGUUAGGAAGACUCUGUUAAAACUGCUGGUGAUAGUCAUGAUUGCUGGAUUCUUUGUAACUGCGUAUGUGUUCACCGAAAGAAGACGUGAAAGUACACUGCAGUCUUUGGUUUCCGUCGUAAAAUCUGAGAAAGAAUCAUCUGUAGUGUCCGGAGGUUUUGCCCCGUUCGUAGCUAAGAACAUUGGAAACACAGUUAAAGACUCCCUACAAAAGUAUUACUUAAACAUAGGUAUGCGUCAAGACUAUCAGCUUCAAGAAUGUCAAGGGUCAGAAUUAAAACUGUCUUUUCCCGACGUAGACUAUUCUCUACUAGGUUAUAACGUUUUAAAAGGCUUCCCGCUCGCCACCGGUCACGAUCCUGGCUUCACAUAUCCGAUAUUUCGGCAUGAUUACUCUUCUGGUGGCAUGACCGCCGACUGCCGGUAUAGUGUACCACGUGGUCUUGUAAUUAUCCCGGAUGUGUCAUGUGUAACUUCGUUUUCAUCAACAACAAUACAAACAAAAUACGAGUUUUCAAAGGCAUUGUCAGUCUCCGCUAGUGUAAGUGGAGGCGGGUGGGGAGUGAGUUUUUCUGCAAGUGCAGGGUACAAGCAAUCUUCGUCAGAAAUGUCCACUGGAGAAUCAGUCUAUAUUAUAUCAUCUGCUCAAUGUAACUACUACUUUAGUAAACUGAUAACAGAAGAUGCCCCACAGUUUGACGAUACCUUUGCCAAAUGGAUUCACAAACUGAAUGAAACGGAUUGGGAUCCUGAACUGUACUUCGAGUUCUUCGAGACAUACGGAACACACUUUCCAACGGAAGUAACUUUUGGAGCAAGAUUUAUCUACGAGCAUAAAAUGUCUUCAUCUAAGUAUGAAAGUGAAAAGAAAAAAAGGUGUCAAUGUCGCUGUUCAAGCCAGCUACUCAGGAUUGUUUAGUGUAGGCGGUGGUUUCAACUUAGAUUCCGAGCAAAGACAAUCAGCGUCCAGUUUUUCAAAAUCAGUUGAAACCAAGACAAUCACUGUUGGCGCACCACCACCUGCAAACGGCGAUGCUAUGACAUGGGCGUCAGAGGUAAAAACCAGCCCAGUACCGACAGCCUAUAAAUUAGCAUCAAUUGAGCGUUUGUUUACUGAAAGAUACAUGGGGAAAAUGAAUGUGGACUACGAACGUAUUCGUAAUAAUAUAAACACUAGGAAGCAUGAGUAUUGCUUAUACCUACGGAAAGAAGGGAAAGUUGAAUCGUGUGAGAGUUUGGUUGCAGGAGUUGAGCUAAAAAACACCAGAUUAUACGAUCAUUAUAAAGAAACACAGGUUGCACUGAGUUCGGAAUGUAUCGAGAAAUGUUUGGAAGAAGUAGAGUGUGUUGCAGUGACACUUUGCAUCACUUGCAAGAGUUCCAGUUAUGCGUAUAAUACAUGCUAUAUGUUCACAGAAAGAGGAUACUCGACUACCGCAGACAAAACAGAAACGGGUAGCGUUUUAUGGCGAAGCAAUAUAUUUCCAGAGAAAAUGAAGUCUCAGAUUGAAUUUGGCAACACAGUAAUUACCGGCGUCCCGCGGGGAUUUGAAAAUGAUGAAGACAAAAAUGCAAGCCUGGCAAAAUGCCACGAGCUUUGCAUCAAGGACGCCCACUGCGUCGCAUACACCCACUGCGAGUGUUUGGAAAAAAUAGUGAAAUGCAAUAUGUAUAGCAAGGAGAGAAUAUCGGGCUUGGAAAAAGAACCUGGCACGACAGCAUUCUUUAUUUCCAGUCGUCAGCAUGUCGUGACAACUACACGAGCAUCAACAACGGUUGAAAGAACAACCAAAAAUGCAAAGCAGGACAGCAACAAAUGAAUCUUUUAUCUCUUUCACAUAUAUGAAUAAUUGAUUAUCAUUGAACAAUAAUUAGUUUAGUCCAUUUUAUGAUACCACGGUGAAUUAAUCACAGAUUUACUGAUCCAUGUCUUGUCUAACACAGAUUGGUCUUUGGCAAUAUCUCAUAAACAAAAAUAAACAAUAUUCAGUUCCUUUUCA